Molecule: messenger RNA, 3063 nt
Organism: Rhizopus microsporus ATCC 52813
Lineage: Eukaryota; Fungi; Mucoromycota; Mucoromycetes; Mucorales; Rhizopodaceae
Product: ARM repeat-containing protein
Exons: 13
Coding region: 1-3063 (1020 amino acids)
Biological process (GO): protein import into nucleus
Cellular component (GO): cytosol; nuclear envelope
Molecular function (GO): small GTPase binding
Source: RefSeq, a predicted model, not a curated record
AUGGACCAAGGAACUGUCUAUCAGCUAUUCCUCGCUAGCUAUCAACCAUCUUUAGAAGCUCGUAAACAAGCAGAGCUCAACAUUAAAAAUUUUGAGAACUUGGAAGGCUUUUUACCCACUGUCUUGUACAUUCAAGCGACUGAACAAUUAGACUUGGGAGCACGACAAGCAGCUGCUAUAUACUUUAAAAAUCGUGUUUGCAGCGACUGGGAAAAUGAGACGAUAAGUGAGCAAGAUAAAUUGACUAUACGAAACAAUAUCAUUCAAGCCAUGGUUACAAGUCCUAGCAUAGUAGGAAUUCAUUUGACAGCUUCUUUACAAAAAGUCCUUUCCGUUGAUUUUCCAAAUCGAUGGCCUAAUUUUAUGCAAGACGUUGAAAGAUGCUUUGCAUCAAAACAUAUGCAAACACUUCACACAGGAUUUACUGCAUUACAUGCUUUAGUAAAAGUGCUCGAAUGGAAAUCAGGCGAACACCGUGAACCUCUUUAUGAUAUUGUUCAACUUACUUUUCCUGUCAUUCAGGAGACAUGUCUUGGACUACUUGAAUCAGAAACAGCUGAAACAUUAAAGUUAGGACUCAAAAUCUUUUACUCAAGCAUUUUUGUUGAGCUACCACCGUGCUUUCGAGAUCAUACAGCGCCUCUUGUUCCAUGGUUUUCAUUAUUUGUAAAGAUAAUAGGAAAGCCAAUCGCAACACCAAAUAACAUAGAUGAUUUUGAGGAUUACAUAUGGUGGAAGAUUAAGAAGUGGGCAUAUAAAUGCAUAAAUUUAUUAACUGAAAAGUACACACUGAUCUCUCAAGAAGUCUCGCAAUCAUUCAUGACAAACUUUGCCCCUACCAUCUUGACAGCCUACCUGCACCAAUUGGAUAACUGGAUGAAGAAGACUUGCUACAUGUCAAAUAAAUGUUUGGCUUUAUCUGCUGAUUUUUUGGAUGAGUGCGUAAAGUACAAGGCAACAUGGCAGAUCCUGAAAAACCAUACUGACGUAUUGGUUGCUCAAUUCAUCUUUCCUCUCAUUUGCUUUUCUUCAAAAGAUGAGCAGUUGUGGAGAGGAAAUGCGGUAGAGUAUGUUUAUAAAAGAACUGAUAUAUGGGAAGAAUCCAAUAUGCCCCAACAGAACGUCAUCUCUUUGCUUGUUCAUCUGGCGAGAAACCGCAAGAAGCAAACAUUUAUGAACAUUUUAAAAAUUGUCAACGAUAUACUGAGCACAACUAGUACAGAGCAGGAAAAGGAUGGAGCUCUGUGUAUGAUGUCAGCCUUAGCUCCUAUUGUCUUGGAGAGUAAAAAUAUUGUGUCAAUGAUGGAACCCUUCUUUGUCAAUUACGUAUUUCCCAUAUUUAAAAGCGAAUGUCCUUUCUUGCGUGCUAGGGCUUGCGACAUUACAAGACAUUUUGAAGAUCUUGAAUUCUCAGAAGAGCAAAAUCUCCAUCAUUUGUAUGUCAAUGUUUUGAGCUGUCUAAGUGACAGCGAACUGCCCGUUCAGGUUCAAGCAGCACUCGCCUUGCAAGGCAUGAUAAGAUACUCGAGUGUAAAGGACGCCAUGAUACCGCACUUGCCUUUCAUUUUAAAGGGGCUCUUGGACUUGACAAGCCAAGUCGACUUGGAUGGAUUAGUAAGUGUACUAGAGGAAUUUGUAGAAGCCUUUAGCGAGCACCUUGCACCAUUUUCUAUUGAACUCUGCCAAAGACUAUCUGAUAUCUACCUGCAUCUGCUUGAGGAUGUCGUAAUGUACCAACAAGCUGAUGACAACAGCAAGGAUAUGUUGAACAAGGAAGAAUCGCUGAAUAGUAAGAUCAUUACAGCCAUGAGUGUACUUGACACUAUUCAGUUAUUGGUACUACAGCUAAAGGAUCACGCUGAUACACUAUAUCAGAUUGAAGCUCUCUUGUUGCCUGUCAUCCAAUGCACCAUUGAGAGUAGAGCAUUUGCAUUUUAUAAUGAAAUUUAUGAGCUAAUAGGCUUUUGUGUGCUUUCUUCGAAGAGAGUCAGUCCAACUAUUUGGUUCGUCUUUGAACUCUGCUAUAAAGAUUUUAAAGGUGACAAGGAAGGAUUACAGUAUUAUGCUACGCAGAUGGUUCCAUCUCUCUAUAACUUUAUCACAUUUUCAAAAGACGAGUUUAUCGGUAACGAGCAAAUAAAAUACGCGAUGCUUGAUAUAGUCGAUACGUGUAUGAGCAGCGAAGACCUAAAUGAAGGUGAGAAAGUGCCUGCAUGUAGAUUGAUCGAGUCGAUGUUGCUAAAUUGCAAAGAGGAAAUGGACCAAUAUAUCUCUUCUUUUUUGAACCUUGCUUUUCGAUAUCUUCCCAAUGACAUACGGUCCGCUAGCUUUAGAAUACACUGCUUGGAAAUCAUCGUGAACUGUAUUUAUUAUAAUCCUCAAUUAACGCUUGGUCUCUUGGAGAACAAUGGCUGGUCUCAGAAUUUUUUCUCGCUGUGGUUUUCAAACUUUACAAAUUUUACAAGGACCCAUGAUUUGAAGUUAAAUAUCGCAGCUCUCUGCUCACUCCUAAAGUUACAAUCUAACCAAGUACCUGUGUCUUUGCAAGCAAUAUGGCCACAGACAUUAGCUGGGCUUUCAUGUUUAUUUAAAGAUUUAAUGGAGAAGCAAAACGAAAUUUCAGAAUGUGAAGAAGAAGAAGAGGUAGAAGAGAACAUUAGCGAAGAAGAAAUCGAGGGUGAGGAAGAUGCCGAGGACGGUAACGAAGAAGAUGAGGAAGAGGAAGAAAAUGACAAUAAUGAAGAAGAGGAGAUUGAUGAACACGAGGCGGAUGAUGAUGUUGAAAACGAAGAUGCAGAAUAUUUAGAGUAUUUAACUAAAGAAGCCAUCAAUGAUACAGCUGAUGAUGAAAACCAAAUCAGUGAGGAUAUGGAAGAAAGCAUUUAUCAAUCGCAUUUAAAUGAGAUUGAUCCUUACAAGUACUUUGAACAAACUUUGAAAAAUAUUCAACUUGAGAGUCCUGACUAUUAUGCUUAUUUAAUGCAAAGCUUAAACUCAGAGGAACAGAACCAGAUUGUAGAAGUAUUGAGCGUUGCUGAGCAAAUCAAUACAGAUCAUCCAUAG